AUGGAGAACAGGACAGAGGUGACCGAGUUCCUCCUGCUGGGACUCACCGAUGACCCACACCUGCAGGUUUUCCUCUUCAUCACCUUCCUCAACCUGGGGAUCCUGCUGAUCCUCCUGGACCCUCGUCUGCACACUCCCAUGUACUUUUUCCUGGGUAACCUGUCCCUGGUGGAUUUCUGUUACUCCUCAGUUGUCACUCCCUCAGUCAUGGCUCGGCUUCUUACAGGGAACAAGGUCAUUUCCUACAAUGCCUGUGCUGCACAGAUGUUUCUGUUUGCAACCCUCAUUUGUGUAGAAAAUUAUCUGUUCACUGCCAUGGCCUAUGACCGCUAUGCAGCAGUGUGCAAGCCCCUGCACUACACCACCACCAUGAGGAGCAGUGUGUGUGCGGGUCUCGUCAUGGGCUGCUAUGUCCUUGGUUUCCUGAAUGGCUGUGUCCACACUGGGGAAACCUUCAGUCAGUCCUUUUGCAGCUCCAAUAUGAUCCAUCAUUUUUUCUGUGAUGUUCCUGCAGUCAUGGCUCUGUCCUGCUCUGAUGAAAGGGUUACUGAGCUCGUUGUUAUUUAUGAUGCGAACAUCCAAAUAUUUUUUGCCAUGCUGGUUAUUUCAACAUCCUAUGUCUUCAUUUUUCACACCAUCCUAAGGAUGCACUCAGCUGCAGGACAUCACAAGGCUCUGUCCACCUGUGCCUCCCACUUCACUGCCGUCUCCAUCUUCUAUGUGACUACAAUCUUCAUGUACCUGCAGCCCAGCUCCAGUGUUUCCAUGGACACUGCCAAAAUUGCCUCUGUGUUCUAUACCAUGGUGAUCCCCAUGCUGAACCCUAUGGUCUACAGCCUGAGGAACAAGGAGGUCAAGAGAGCAUUCUUAAAGGUCACGAGUGCGUUGAUUUGUUGGAGCCCCACUAAGGUGUAG
Fukomys damarensis (Damara mole-rat) is the source of this 915-nucleotide messenger RNA. RefSeq names its product olfactory receptor 5B3. Gene Ontology annotation, molecular function: G protein-coupled receptor activity; odorant binding; olfactory receptor activity. NCBI's taxonomy places the organism in Eukaryota, Metazoa, Chordata, Mammalia, Rodentia, Bathyergidae. The record is from RefSeq and is a predicted model, not a curated record. Gene Ontology annotation, biological process: sensory perception of smell; G protein-coupled receptor signaling pathway. Gene Ontology annotation, cellular component: membrane.